AGGGAACUCAAGUAUUUUUUUGUUCUUCGUGAGGGGGUUCAGGUUGCCUCGACUCUCGAAGUAGACGGUUGAGUUGAUGUGCUUGCCUCUCUUCUAGCGCUUUGAGUUGCAAUGCUUCGAACCCUUCGAUGAUGCCUUGCCGUAUGUGCCGGAUGGUUCCAUAUCGUUGGUUGUUGAGCUUGACAGAGGCUCUUUCCUUUUGCCCUGGUAGUCUAGUGAUUUUGAAGGUACUUCGGUUCUCGUUGUGACUGGCUCCGACUGCUGGUUCAACUGCAUCUGCCUCUGCUCAAGACUCUCCAGCUGUUCACUCAAGACACGUCUCUGCCGCUCCAACGAGGUUCUCAUGCACCCAUUGCAGCUCCAGUCAUGGUACUGGAUACUAUCAUCGACGUUAACACAUCCAUAGUGGAACCACGCGUCACAGUCGUCACACUGCAUCAUACGGCUAGUAUCUACUCGACGACACGUACCCCUCUUUACCAGGUGCAUAACUUUUUCUUCGAGAAUUCUUCCCGGCACUCGCUACGCUACCGUUUGACAUCCGGAAAUUAGAGUUAGAGGUGUGUUCACAGUUUGCGAAACAACCAUGUAGAUCCCCAUUUUGCUAAUCCAGUCGACAUCCAACCAUUAAACAUGACCCAUGAGUUACGUUACCACCGUUACGAUUAUAAUUUGAAUAUUUGAAUGUUCGAUUUACAUCGCGCGUUUAAAAUUUUAUUGUGUAUUAUUGUAUCAACGAUUACAUUAUGUUAUUACAUUUUUUGUUCCACACCGAAACAGAUGUUGGAUGGAGAAUGCUUUAAAAAAAAUCUUUGUCAGCUAGGUACAUCAGCAAAAAAAGGUGAGGUCCGGAAUCACUUUAUCGAGGUCUUAAAUUCAUGUUAAAGGCAUGUACAUUAUAAAGCAUUUUCAUGGCCAUUUCUGUUAUGCUUGCUCAAUAAAUACGUCAUAUGGACUGAGGAAGUAUGCUGCGAGCAGCCUAAUAUAGACAACAAGACAAGUACGAUAAGGCACAUAAUUAAUGACCACUUCUGUUCUACGCUUGUUUCAUUUCUGCCAAUAAACCGCAUUAAGUAGGAGGUGUCAACAUCACGUUGUUUCCCAGUACCUUAUUACAUGGUAGCCAAGGCCACACAUUUUGAUUCGAUCGUCGAUCGCAUUUCUUCCGAAACGCAUUAGACCGUUGCAUCGCCUGCACACAGUGCACGCUUUGCUUCCCCACAAGGCAAAGGAAACGAGUGUAGCUCGGUUUGCGAAAUCCAGAAUCAUAGGUAUGCUCCAUGCUUUUAAUCGUGAAGAAUGCUGCUAAUAAAUCAGCUUGUAUCGGUUAGUGAGUGGAAGUAAUGGUGGCUUGUGAACCUGCGACUGGAAAUUCGAGGCACACCCGUUCUAGGUUGGAAAUGAAACGUUCAUUAGUUUUUCCGCGCGCGAUCAGUUCACAUGUGUUUCCAAUAAAAAUAUCAUCGGGUUGAGAAUAAAAAACGAAAUUAAAGAUCAUUAGAAACAAUCGAUCUUUCUAUGAGAUCUGUGAUUAAAGUACUUCUGAAUGUAGACUUAUGCAACGAAAAGUGCUGGUGAUAUUCGUUCACGAAAAAUGUGCAAUUAAGAAAACACCAAAACGUAUUGCAGAACUAUACGAAGAAAACGAUCGCGUGGAAUCAUCAUUGUAGAACCAUUUUUUCAACAUGUUGCUGGCAUUCUUCGCGUUCAGUGCUCCCCUCGUCGUCCUGCUCAUAUGGUUGCAGUUCCGUUACUGGACCCGUUGUGGCGUACCCCAGCUGGAUCCGUCGUUUCCAUUCGGAAACUUCAGUGAGUUCUUCUGCCAGAAAAACGGUAUCCCGUCCACGUACGCCAAUCUUUACCACCGGACCAAACAUCUGCCGUACGUGGGAAUUUACCUAUCGUUGCGUCCGGCUUUGCUCAUCAACGAUCCGGAUCUGGUGAAGAACAUCCUGACGCGGGAUUUUGAAUACUUCCAUGAUCGAGGAAUCCACGUGGAUGAAGAGACCGAUCCCAUGAGCGGUCAUCUCUUUGCUCUCGGUGGUGUCAAGUGGAAGAACCUGCGCGCAAAAUUGACCCCCACGUUCAGUUCCGGCAGUUUGAAGGAAAUGUUCCCGCUGUUGGUAGAAAAGGCGACAAUUUUACAAAAACGAUUCUUGAAGGAGCUGGCUUCGUCGGAGAUCGUUGAGGUAAAGGAACUAGCCGCUUGCUAUACGUCUGAUGUGAUCGCUUCGGUUGCGUACGGGAUCGAUAUGGACUCCAUCAACAAUCAAGACGAUCUUUUCCGACGGAUGGGAGAGAGGGUGCUGGCCCAUGAUCUGAUUACUUCGCUCCGUUUGGCUUUGGCUUUCUGGUUUCCAAAGCUGAAAGUGAUGCUCGGAAGUAAAUCAAUAGCACCGGUUAUUCAAGAAUUCAUGACCGAAUUGGUGCGGAAGACGAUAGAACAUCGGGAAAAGGAGGGUAUUCAACGGAAGGACAUGAUGCAGCUGUUGCUUCAGUUGCGCAAUGGCGUAACUUUGAAGCGAAACGGCGAACAGUGGGCCACGGAUUCGACCCCUAAGAACACAAUUAAAAGCUUAUCCAUUGACGAAGUGACUGCCCAGGUGAUGGUUUUCUUUGUAGCUGGCUACGAAACCUCGUCAUCGACCGUGUCGUUCUGCCUUUUCGAGCUCGCUCGAAAUCAAGACAUCCAGGCAAAGGUUCAUCAGGAAAUUGAUUCCGUGCUCUCUCAGCAUGACGAUGUCAUUACCUACGCCAGUCUUGCAUCGAUGAAAUAUCUGGAACAGUGCCUGGAGGAAACCGUCCGAAAGUAUCCACCGGUGGCAAUUCUUAAUCGGGAGUGCACCAAAACCUAUCGCAUUCCCGAUACGGAGGUGGUCAUUGAGAAGGGAACCCCCAUCGUGAUACCUCUGAUGGGAAUGCACCGCGAUCCGCAAUAUUUCCCCCAACCGAACGAGUUUCGACCGGAGCGAUUUGAGGGCGGAGACCCGAACAAGGCGUACUUCGGCUUCGGGGCGGGGCCACGGCUUUGCAUAGGGAUGCGAUUGGGAAUGCUGCAAUCGAAGGUGGCGGUCGUGACGUUGCUCAGAUCGUUCAGUUUCAGUUUGGCCAACCAGCAGGAAUACGACGAGGAACUGCGGAUGAAGCCGAGGUCGUUUAUUCUGACGACUGAGGGCGGUAUUCAGCUGGUUGUGCGGCAUCGAAAUGUCAGUGGUGCGUAACAUAGAGAUAUCGUUGAUUUCUAGACUUAGUGACCCAAUGUGAUAUGUCGAUUUCAAUAAAUGAGUUGAAGUUUUGUUGCAGUGU
Molecule: messenger RNA, 3306 nt
Organism: Armigeres subalbatus
Lineage: Eukaryota; Metazoa; Arthropoda; Insecta; Diptera; Culicidae
Product: probable cytochrome P450 6d5
Exons: 2
Coding region: 1686-3221 (511 amino acids)
Molecular function (GO): heme binding; iron ion binding; monooxygenase activity
Source: RefSeq, a predicted model, not a curated record